AUGGAGAAUCCCUGGCUCUCUUCGGCUCGCGCUUCCGCCUUGCUUCCGGUGCCUCCUCCGGCUGGAGUCAAGCCCAGCUCUGUUCCCCCUGACCCCCCUGACCCUGCCUCAUCCUUUCCCCUCACCCAUUUCCCUCCGCUUUCCUCCUCUUCCCCCAAAUCUCAGAAACAAUCCAAACUGGGUGUAUCCCGUACAUCCCAUGCUUCGAAAGCUACAAAUCCCACUACUGAAUCACCUCUGUUUCAGUCAGUUUCUUCUCAUUCUAGUGCCUUAAACUUAAACUUCAGGAACCCUAGAUCUACUUCUACUGUUCAUGAAAAGUAUAGAAUUUUGCUCCCAAAAAACUCUUCUCCCAUUCAAACUAACAAGGCUUCAGGUCAUUCCAUUCCCCCUGCUACCCUUCCCAAUAUCUCCCCUCUCACCCCUCUAGGACCUGUUGCGGACCCCUCUGUUGCUACCUCCCCUCCCUCCUGCUCCCAUGAUACUCCUGCUGUCCCUGCCGUCUCUGAUCCUGCUCAGGCUUGUCCACAACCUCCUCUUCUGCAGCGUCACCCUGUUCUUCCUCCUGCACCAAAAUUAGUGGAAAGAAUCAGAAAAUUAGAAGAUAAAACACUCAAAAGACUUGCGCCUAUUACUAUAUCAGAAACUGGAAGGCCUACAGUGUUAAUUCCCGAUGCGGUCUUUGAGAAAGGUGCAGAGCUGCACAAGGAUUUUAUUGCUUGUUAUUUCAACGGCAGACCUCCGCCAAUCAAGCAGAUUCAAAACUUUCUGAACCAUAUCUCAAUGGACCUCUGCUCACUCAUCGGCAACGCCCCCGUUGGAUUGUAUUCAAAUCUGGGCACACUUGAUCGGUGUUCCGUUGGAUCUUCGUCACCAAGAAGGGCUGAGUUAGUUGCAGGCCUUGUAGGUGAUCCUAAAGAAACAGAUGAUUUCACAAAGAAUCUCGUGAGCCUCACUGUUUCCCAUGUCAAGGUGGCUGUAGACCUCACGAAACCGGUCCCUGAUGUUGUGGAAUUCACAAGGCAGAGUGGUGAAGUAGUAGAAGUUAUGGUUACAUACCCUUGGCUUCCUCCUACUUGCUCACACUGCAAAGAGCUUGGUCAUAUCUCAAAAAAUGGUUUGCAGCUUCCACCUCAACCUCCAACUGCAAAAGCCCCAAAUCCAAAGAUCCCAAACCAUCAAACUCCUAAGAAAAUAAACCCUAAGAACAACACUACUGCUUCUUCCUCUGAAACUCCCCCUCCUGUUCCUGAACCUACUGCUGCUUCGCACACUGAAACUUGCCCUGAUGCCAUGUCUGUUGACCUUCCUCCUCUCACCCUUGCUCCUAUAUCUACUCCCCAGCUACCUCCUUUCGCUCCUCUUCACCUGCAACCUUCCUUAGCCAUUCCUGACAUUCAAUCUCCACCUUUUGUCCCCCCGCCCAUUCCCUACAUCGUUGCCCUACCAGCUGCUCUUCUAAAACCCUCUCUUAAACGCUCGCGUUCUCACCCCCUCCUUUUAUGUUCUCCACCAAAAUCCCAACCUUUUGUCUCUCCUAUUCCCCUCUCGGCCUCUUUUGAUGUUGGUACUAUUCCCUCCACCAACAUCACUCUCUCUACCUCAAACUCUUUCUCUCUUUUGGUUCCUGAUGGCUCUCUUCCUUUUGGACAGUCUUCUCUUUCUUCCUGA
Brassica napus (rape) is the source of this 1671-nucleotide messenger RNA. Its product is annotated as proline-rich protein 36-like. NCBI's taxonomy places the organism in Eukaryota, Viridiplantae, Streptophyta, Magnoliopsida, Brassicales, Brassicaceae. The record is from RefSeq and is a predicted model, not a curated record. The coding region runs from base 1 to 1671 and encodes 556 amino acids. The transcript is spliced from 2 exons.